CACACACACACAACCAGGCGGAGCGCCGGCGGAGAAAGCCAGCGACAGACACCGGGAGACACGGUGGAGGAGCAGCCAUGGCAGACAUGGAGCACCUGACGGAGGCUCUGAAGGCGAUCAGUGUGACGACGGAGGUGAUAGACGAGGAGGUGGGGCCACACCUCGAGACAGUACUCGAAUGCUUACUGGAGAAGAAAGAGGGCUGUGUCCAGGAGAUCGCCUCCAGUGGUAUUCUGCCCACCCUGGCCAACUCCAUUAGGAAGAAGAGCAAACUCAUGUCACAAGUCACCCUGGUCGUGGCAGAGAUGGCCCGCGAUGGUUCGGUGAGAGACAGCUGUAUUGAUGCUGGUCUAGUGAACGCUCUGCUUCCAAACCUCCACAGUGAGGAUGAGGAGCUGCUUCUUCACACCGGCAGGGCCAUCGGACGCAUCUGCUUUGAAAACGCUGCCCAGCAGGAUAAGCUGGUUCAGGAGGGGGUGAUUCCUCGGCUGGUGAUGAUUAUGAAGAUCUAUCCUGAGAACGACCCUCUGGUUAACGUCUGCCUUCUGGCCCUCUGCAACCUGGCUGACAUGGACUCUGCGCGUGAGGCCUUGGCGGAGGUGGGUGUGGCUGAGGUCCUCACGGCACAGCUGAAGCGGGCACCAGACGCAGAGAGGCGCCACCUCAUACUGGAAGUACUGGGAUCACUGGGAGAGAGCGAUGCGCUGAAGUUGCAGUUUGUGGAGUCAGGGGUGCCAGAGGUGCUGUCGGAGAUGAUCGGGGGGCUCCAGGAUGGUAACGACCCACACGACCUCUGCAGCAUCAAAAUAGCAUCCAACCUCAUAGUGUCCUUGCUGCUGGGAGAUGAGUCCAUGCAGAAGUGUUUCGGCGAGGGCACGGGGAGCGUGUACAAGGACGUGUUGGCAUGGCUGCAGUCUAACAACACACAGCUGCAGCUGGCAGGGGCUCUAGCCAUCGCCAACUUUGCCAGGAACGAUGCUAACUGUGUGAAGAUGCUGGAGCUGGGGGUGGUUCCCCACAUCCUGGACCUGCUGGAGAAGCACGUGGACGAGGGAGACGUGUCAGUGCAGCACGCAGGACUCAGCGCCCUCAGGAACCUGGCUAUACCUGCCAGUAAUAAGGUGCGAAUGCUGGAGGAUGGGGUGACGGUGCGCAUCCAGACACUGCUGAGGUCGGACAUGCCCCCCGUGCAGUUCAAACUGCUGGGCACUCUACGCAUGAUGGUGGAUGGGCAAGAGCGUGCAGCAGCUGUGUUGGGUAAGGAUGAGAAGCUGCUGGCGCGGGUGAUGGAGUGGUGUGAGGCCAAAGACCACGCCGGGGUGAGAGGGGAGGCCAACCGACUACUGGCAGCCCUCAUCAGACACAGCAGAGACCCAGAGGUGAUCCACGCGGUGGUCAAGGCCCAGGGGAUGCAACACCUCAUCACCAUGGCAACCAGUGAACACGUCAUCAUGCAGAACGAAGCCCUGGUGGCUCUGGCCAUCGCCUCAGCCAUAGACAUGGAUUCAGUGCAGGAGGCCUUUGUGGAGGCGGAGCUGCUGGCCACUCUACAGAAGAUGCUGGAUGAUCCGGUCGGGGCAGUGGAGGUCAAAUUCAGCACCAUGGGACUCGUCUGCAGUCUCGCCAAUUCCAGUGUGUUGCGUGAUGAGAUGGAGCAGCUGAAGCUGAAAGACAGCCUGUCUAAGCUCUCCAGCCACACCAACACCAAGCUGGCCUCUCAGGCUGACACCGUACUGGCCGUGCUGGCCGAGACCAGCUAAGGAGGGUCCAACAACCCAAAUCUCACCAGGCCCCUCCCCUCACGCCCUGAACCCCCACCCCCAUCUUAUCAAGUCUCAUUCGGACCUUUGCCAGCUAAGAGGUCCCCCCUCGACCUCCACUAAGCUCAGACUUCCUCCAUUUUACCUGUAUCUUAACAUGGUCUCAUCUGAGAACUGCCCCCAUCUUACCAUGCAGGCACCCGUCAUACAACCAGCCCCACCAUGGACACCCACAUGCCCACAUCUCAUGAGCCAAGAGGGUCCCCAUCACAGCCUCUCCCAACUGAGGAUCGUCCAUCCCUCCUCCGACCUUCACCACCGUAAAGGAAAUAAUAAAUGCCCACAACAGUGUCAGAGAUUCUUUAAGUAUAGAGAUAUGCCAACAUAAUAGGUUUCUAUGGGAACCUAAUGUGACCAGGUUCCGGUCUGCCUAAAGGGGCGUGUCAUAAUGCUCCUAGCAUUGAAUAGAACAGUCCUCAGGUCUGCCUAGGUCUGCCUAAAGGGGGAUUCCCCCCCAAUAAUAGAACCAGGAAACAAUGGGCCAAUGGAACCUCUCUCUCUCUACUCUCUCUGACACUGUUCUAUGCUCCCAAAUACUGAAUAGCGUGACGUUUUGCACACUCAGUCCUGACGCCAUACCAUGAAAUAUUUGGGAGCAUAGAACAGUGUUGUGGACAUUUAAUAUUUCCAAUUAAGUUAUCUUCUGUUUGGGCCCGCACCUGUGUCACUGAUGUAUGCAUAUUCUCUGCUUUUUUUUACAUUCACCACAUCUUACCAGAACAUCUAUUCUUACUGCCUCCAUCAGCUAAGGAGACCCUGAGCUCCCCUGUCCCCAGAAACUGUAGAGGCUGUCUCCACCCUGGACCUCCUUAUUGACACUUAGCACCAUUGGUGCCGCCCCAAACCCUAACAGCCCCU
Engraulis encrasicolus (European anchovy) is the source of this 2678-nucleotide messenger RNA. Its product is annotated as rap1 GTPase-GDP dissociation stimulator 1. Lineage: Eukaryota; Metazoa; Chordata; Actinopteri; Clupeiformes; Engraulidae. Gene Ontology annotation, biological process: positive regulation of GTPase activity. The transcript has 14 exons. The record is from RefSeq and is a predicted model, not a curated record. Bases 78 to 1760 code for a protein of 560 amino acids. Gene Ontology annotation, molecular function: protein binding; guanyl-nucleotide exchange factor activity. Gene Ontology annotation, cellular component: cytosol.